Temnothorax curvispinosus is the source of this 1699-nucleotide messenger RNA. Its product is annotated as venom allergen 3-like. The record is from RefSeq and is a predicted model, not a curated record. Bases 804 to 1481 code for a protein of 225 amino acids. Gene Ontology annotation, cellular component: extracellular region. The transcript is spliced from 5 exons. Lineage: Eukaryota; Metazoa; Arthropoda; Insecta; Hymenoptera; Formicidae.
CGAUCUAUAUUAAAUUAUUAAUUAAUAUUAUUGCGCCCGUCCAUCUCCCGUGGUGUCGGCCGAUGUGAAGCGCGUCCCGGAAGAUAGGUAGUUCCCUUACAACAGUUGUUGCUGUGGCGGUUGUUCUGUUCUGAAUCUGUUUAACCCGUGAUCAGACUACGGAUUGGGAUUGAGAUUGGAUUGAAAUUUAAUCAAUCAGAAUAAAGAAAACUAACUUCAAGUUUAGUGAACUUUGCUCUAAUUUUAAUCCAAUCCCAAUCCGUAGUCUGAUCGCCGUUUGCGAUUUUUAAUAAAGGCGUUCUUGGGAGUUUAGCUGAAGUCUAUUUUUAUUCCCGGGAGUGCGCGGCGCGAACGAGUGCGUGAGUGCGCGGGUGUUGUGCGAAAGCAGCAAAUGUGCAGCGAGCGCUGUUGCGCAAUAUAAUCAAUCUAUAUUUUAAUUAUUAAUUAAUAAAACGUACUUGUUGUAUAAGAAUUAAUCAUAAAAUUAUUCAUAAGUUUUCCAAUUUUGUAACUGACGAUAUCGCUCCGUAGACGAAGGUCAAAAACAGAGAUUACAUCUGUUCGAAACUACACGUUUCUGUCACGAACAAUUGUGAAGCAGAAUAAAGAUAAGGAAAAAUAAAGCACCCGUAAAUCAUGUUAAAAAGCAAUACUAGAGAAUUAAUGACAAUGAUAACGUUGUCGAAUGAUAACACGUCGGGUAUAAAUUAGAAUUUUCGUUUCCAUUCAAAGUUGUGUUUGUUUUUGCAAGAACAGUUGUGUCUAUAACCAUUUAAAAAGUUAGAAAGAUCGUAUUGAAAAUUAUGGCACUAAUUUUCAGCAUAUUAUGUCUUGCUAUAGUAGCGGAAAACUUUGCUGGUACAUAUGCGACAGAUUAUUGCAAUUUAAAAUUUUGUAAAAAAAUCAAAGGUCAUACAAUGUGCACCUAUGCAUCACCAAUACCGGCGACAUUGUGCAGGCAAUGGAGUAGUCAAGGUUUUAAUGAUGCUGAAAGAAAAGCCAUAGUAGAAAAACACAAUCAAUUGAGGAAGAAAGUCGCAUCGGGUGAGGAAAAGAGAGGAAAGAACGGUCCGCAACCAGCGGCAAUUUUUAUGCCGAAUUUGACCUGGGAUAAAGAACUAGAGAUAAUUGCGCAAAGAUGGGCCAAUCAAUGCUCUCGUGGUCAUGACAGUUGUAGAAACGUCGAAAGAUUCUCAGUUGGACAAAAUAUAGCCUCAUCAUCAAAUAAGUCUACUUUGGAAGAAAUGAUUCAAUCAUGGUACAAUGAAGUAGCUAAUUUUGAUAGACGUUACAUUUCCACAUACGGCCAUAGUGACGAAGUGGGACAUUAUACUCAAAUUGUCUGGGCUGACACGACGAAAAUCGGAUGCGGACGAAUAAAGUACAAGAAACCAAAUGGUUGGACUAUGCAUUAUUUAGUUUGCAACUAUGGUCCAACUGGAAAUGUAAUAGGCAAAAAAAUAUAUGAAAUAAAGAAUUAGAUUUUAUCAUCCUCAAUAAUUUAAUUUGAAGGAUGAAAAAAGUAGCACAACGUAAAAAUAAAUAUAUGUUUUAUCAAGGCCUCAUCUCUUCUCUUAUACAUGAAUAUGAUGCUUUAUCGAACACACUUAGUAGGUAUCGGCGAAACGAUGAAAAUAUCAAUAACAAAAUCUCUUGUAGAAACUUUAAUAUAGUUGUAAAUAAAGAUAGUUGCAUUGAA